Messenger RNA from Hippocampus zosterae (dwarf seahorse), 2670 nucleotides. RefSeq names its product CTD (carboxy-terminal domain, RNA polymerase II, polypeptide A) small phosphatase like 2a (gene ctdspl2a). The coding region runs from base 370 to 1797 and encodes 475 amino acids. The transcript has 13 exons. Lineage: Eukaryota; Metazoa; Chordata; Actinopteri; Syngnathiformes; Syngnathidae. The record is from RefSeq and is a predicted model, not a curated record. Gene Ontology annotation, molecular function: phosphoprotein phosphatase activity.
UCGAUUUCUCCUCGUGUUUUUGUAACUGCUGUCUAAAGCGGACACUGGUGGAAGCCGUGUCGAGAGUGCGCUCGAGGACAUCUUCCCUGUGGACUCACGCCACGUUGGUUCGUUCGCGCGCGCGACUGUCGCAUUCUCGCGCGUACUCGCGCAUGUUUGUGAUGAGGAGGAGGCGGGAAAUGGCGUCUGCAGACAUGGCCGAUCUGUGACUACAAACUACCGACAGCGACAGACGCCACUGGGCGAGAGCAAGCACUCCGACCUCAGGCGGGCGCUGUCAGGCAGAUUCCCAGCCGCAGAUCUGAAAACGCCGCGGGACGUUUUGGAAGGGCUUCGUCCAUUUUCUAUCCUUCUAUGUGAUGCUUGAGCAUGAUGCGGCUGAGAGCGCGUAAAGCUCCUCAGCAGCCCACCUUAGGCCGUCGAGCCCCAACGUCCCAGGUGAAAAGGAAACGCUGUGCAGUGGCGGCGCACCCACUGAGAGCCCGAGGCAGAAUGCCGAAGAAUGAAACGGGCCUCUUGUCCACCAUCAAGAAGUUUAUCCGGGGUGACCCUGUCAAGGUGGAGCCAGAUAUUCCUGCCAAGAGGAGUCGCAUUGAUUGCAGCAGUAAAAGCGAUCUCAUCACUUCAGUACCACAAACACGAGGCCUUGCCAACAAAACCGUUUCUCGAGUUUGCCGAAAAAGUUCAAUUAAAGAUCCAAUAACAUGCAGCGGCAAACCUCUAAAACCAAAUGGCAAACUAGAAGCUUCAGUUGAGGCGGCGAGCAGUCCUCCACACACCACCCUCCUCGGAACUAUCCUCUCUCCCGUUUUCAACUUUUUCUCACCAGCGACCAAAAUUGCUACGCCUGGUUCAGACUCCCCAGGCCAAGCCAUGGAGGCAGAGGAGAUAAUGAAGCAGCUUGACAUCGAACAGGCCAAGGAAAUGCCCAGCAGCACGCUCACGUCCUCGGAGGGCAUCACCGCUUGUCACGGCAGCCCGCCGUUGCCGCAGAGGCUUCAAAUGAGCGCCGACUCCACCGUGGAGGAUGGCGAGAUUGUGACUGAAAGCGACAUGCCCUCGUUAAGAGCUCCUCCUGGUUGUUUGCCAGAUGGCAGCUAUCCACACACGAUACCCUCCGCCCCCGCAGAGCCGUCGUACGAGGAAGACUGGGAAGUGUUUGACCCGUACUUCUUCAUCAAGCACGUGCCACCACUGACAGAAGAGCAGCUGACACGCAAACCAGCACUACCUUUGAAGACACGCAGCACGCCUGAGUUUUCACUCGUCCUCGAUUUGGAUGAAACUUUAGUUCACUGCAGUUUGAACGAACUGGAAGAUGCCGCACUGACGUUCCCUGUGCUCUUUCAGGACGUAAUAUACCAGGUGUAUGUGCGAUUAAGGCCGUUUUUCCGGGAGUUUCUCGAGCGCAUGUCUCAAAUGUAUGAGAUUAUUCUCUUCACGGCGUCCAAGAAAGUGUACGCCGACAAGUUGCUCAACAUCCUUGAUCCCAAAAAGCAGCUGGUCAGACACCGUCUGUUUCGUGAGCACUGUGUGUGUGUCCAAGGAAAUUAUAUAAAAGACCUCAACAUUUUGGGACGAGAUCUUUCCAAGACGAUAAUAAUUGACAACUCACCUCAAGCCUUCGCCUAUCAGCUCUCCAAUGGGAUCCCAAUCGAGAGCUGGUUCGUGGAUAGAAAUGACAGCGAGCUUCUCAAGUUGGUUCCUUUCCUCGAGAAGCUGGUGGAGCUGAACGAUGACGUCCGACCACACAUCAGAGAGCGCUUUCGCUUGCACGACCUCUUGCCUUCAGACUGAGCAGCUGGCAUCCGCAACAACGGGAAACCCCGCCCCCUCCCCUCCACACGGAAUGAUGAAUUCAAUGGAUUUCUCGAUAAACUCCACAUUGAGAUUGAUUUUUCUUUUAAAAAAAAGAGAAAAGGAUGCAAAAAAAGUGAAAUGGAUGUUUUUAUCCAGAGACACUAAUAUUGUGACUGAUAUGCUUGCUGCAGCGGGCUAGCUUCUAUGGAGGUGUUUUGUCUGCCAUUUUGGAUCGACAAAACUGAAUGUGUUUGUGUUCGGCCAGUCAGACUUGUAUUAUAGUUACUAUUUUCUUGUAUAUACAGUACAUGUACAGAUUGUGUUUGGGUUUUUUUCCCUUCAAAGUUUUUAAGUCUUAUGUUGAGAUUUUAGUUUGGAUACUUUGCUUUUGUUUUUUAAGAAAAGGAUUAUAUUAGUGUAUUAUGGUUGCAGUAUGCCUGCUUUACUUCUGUGAUGCUUUACUCCAUUACAUGCAGUUGUCAGUUUAAAAGGUGCAGUUAAAAAAAAAGUUCUUAAUGUUUUAAGGUUCUGUAAUGUAAGAUAGACUAGACUCUUAAAUGAAUACAAAGCCAUAAUGGCCACUCCCUCAUUUUGGAGAUUUCUACUUGCCACCUUGCUCGACAAAGGGCUUUGACAUCCAGCCCUUUUGUAAGCUGAUUCCACACCCGUCAGAUUUCUAAACAGGUGAACUAACGCCUCAGUUUGAGGAGGGGGAAAAAAAGACUUAACACCAGCCAUUGCUUUGGAGUCCUGUUUUCUGGGACAUCUGUUGGCGUUACAAACAAGUUUUAUUGACUCUUGAAUGAUCAAUCAUGUUGUAUUCAGUGUUAUUCAAUGGUUUUCCAUGAAAAUAAAUAUGUUUUUAUAGGA